CGCUCAGCUGGCAGACGCCGCCGGUGUGCUCAGCCGUCGCGGCGUGUGCGAUCGCGGAGGUGUGCUUCGCGUACCGUGGCGUGCGCGCGCGCGUGCAUCUAGGCGUUUUGGGAGCCGCGAAGCCAACGGUGAGGCCGUCGGUGCAGCGCCUUGACGACGCGAUCUUCGUUGAGACUACACCAACAUCAUGACUUCGUCGACGCCAGAGCGCGCGGUCCCUUCGAAAGGUCUGGUCCUGGGAGUGGACCUGGGCACGACCACGGUCAAGGCGUGCCUCGUGUCGGCCGAAGAAGGCGGCUCCGCGGUGUCCUCGUUGUCGCGGGAGACGAAGGCGACCCUCGCCAGCGACCUGGGUUCUCUGGGCAGCGAGCAGGACGCGCACAAGAUCUGCACCGCGCUGCAGUUCUGCCUGUCGCAGCUGCCCAAGGAACAGUUGGCUCGCGUGACGCGCGUCGCCGUCUCGGGACAGAUGCACGGCGUCGUCCUCUGGAAGCACGACAGCGGCUGGAAGCGCAACGCGUUCGGACGCUUCGACGUGGACGUGGUGAGCGCGCUGUACACAUGGCAGGACGGCCGUUGCUCGGCCGCCUUCCUGGACUCCCUGCCCAGGCCCCGGUCGCACCUGCGGCUCAGUUCGGGCCACGGAUGCGCCACGCUCUUCUGGCUGCUCAAGCAUCGCGCGCGCGAGCUCGAGCGCUUCGACCGCGCGGGCGCCGUGCAAGACUUGGUUGUGGCGAUGCUGUGUGGUCUCGAUAGGCCCGUCAUGUCGACGCAGACGGCUGCCUCGUGGGGAUACUUCGACACCGUCGCCGGACAGUGGAACACCGACCUACUACGCGAAGCGAGCUUCCUGGUGGACCUCCUUCCGGACGUGGUCGAGCCGGGCGCCGUCGCUGGCCGCCUGGAGCACCCCUGGUACGGCAUCCCCGCGGGCACACCCGUGCACGCAGCGCUCGGCGACAUGCAGUGCUCCGCUCUGUCCGUGGGCGCCGGAGAGACGGACGCCGUGCUGAACAUGAGCACGUCGGCGCAGCUGUCGUUCCUACUGGAGGCGUCGUUCGUGCCGCCGACAAGCCUGGACACGGGUAGCACCCUGGAGGCCUUUCCUUACUUCGGCGGCCGGUACCUGGCUGUGGCCGCAUCCCUCAACGGUGGCAACGUGCUGGCCGUAUUUGUCCGCAUGCUACAGCAAUGGAUGCACCAGCUAGGCACGGGCAUUCCUGAGAGCGCCAUCUGGGAUAGACUCCUUGCUGCGGGAACCGACGAACGGAGCGCUGCCUCCGCCAACGCACAAGCCUCGUCGGGCGACGCCGCGACGCCUCCCCCACCGGACCUCGUAGUGACACCGACGGUGUUCGGCGAGCGCCACAUGCCGGGUGCCCGCGCAUCUGUGUCCGGAAUCGGGCCGCAGUCGGCGCUCAGUCUGGGCUCCGUUCUUCGCGCCCUGUGUCAGGGUCUGGCGCGCAACCUGCACACCAUGAUGCCCGGCGAGAUGCUAGAGCGUGCGGGCGUGCGCCGAAUCGUUGGCACCGGCAAAGCGUUGACACGCAACGUGUGCCUGCAGCAGGCCGUCCACGAUGUCUACGGCAUUCCCCUCGAGCUGGGCGGCAAAGGAGACGCGGCGCUGGGCGCUGCACUUGCGGUGCUUGCCCACUCAUCCAGCACGAAAGCCUAAUUGGGGUCGCAUGAACGAGCGAGUGGUGAUGUAGAUAUCGAUCUUUUUUUGUUUCGUAGGUUAGGCACGGAAUUCGAGAGCAAAGCACGGAGCAGGAGAGAAGGAUUAGUGACAGCUGUGUCGCGUGUGGUUUUGGCAUUUCGUAUUCGUCAUUCCGCGAAGUGUACCUUCGAAAUUAGCGGCUGUGUCCUGUUGCGCAGCUCAAGACGAUGCGGCUGACUCACUGAAGGACUCGGAAUCCCGGUUUAGGCUUGCCUGAGUUUUUGCAACAUCUAUAGCGCUUACCUAAAAGGAAGUCUAGCCGCCGGGCAAUGAUAUUGAUACUAAGGGUGAGCGACUCAAAUGCGUGCAGCGCCUGGUCGGCGCCACGGUUUUGUUCUCUGCUGAAAUGCAAUAUCCCUUCCGCGAUGUACUCUUGUUCAAACAGAAUUGGGGCAUUGUGCGUUCAUGUCAUUGCUAAAGUUUGGUUUCAGGCUUCCUUUACGGCAGCAAUUAAAGCUUAGUAACCGCUAUAUAUGCGUAGGAGUAGUGCACUGCACGAUACCCUGAGCUUCUUUGGGGCAUGUUUUGGUAGUCAAUAAAUUCACACAUUCUGUAGUCGCUGGACAGUGCUUCCAACAUAGCUGAUGACUUGCCUUUACAAGGAUAUUCACCAGGAUAUUCAGUGUGUCCAUUUGCAGUAUGAAAGCAGGAGCGAUGCCACAAGCAUGAUGGAGCUGUGCCAUAUCAUCAACUUUGCGAUUUGACAUAUUGCGAAUUCUGUGCUCGAGGACGGUGAUGGAAUACGGAGGAAUGAUUGCAUUGCCGAUAGGUGAGGGUGACCAGGUUGGAGAAAAUUGCAGCAACUGCUGGGAAACAGAGAAGCUUUUUAUAUGAACAUGCAUACGGGCAUGCUGAUGUUUCUUUUUGAUUAUUACUCCUUUUGACCGUUUUACCAGAGUGUUUGUGAAACCACUGCAGUCACAUCUUACUCCUGGCGUAAAUAGGUCACGGGAACAAAGAUUUUAAGAUACCACCUUACCUCUAAAAUAUGAUGCUGUAUCAACGAAUAAUAUGCGAAAGGAUGCUGUGUGCAGGGCUACUGUGAGUGAAGAUGGCGAGUGAUGUUGAACUUGUAUUUAUGUUUAUUACAAUGAAGUGUUGCAACAUGCAGGAAAGAAUAAUGAAAUGAAAACUUAUUUGUGGAAGUAACAGCACCUACAAUUACUUCGAUAUAUGUGCUCAGACAUUAUCUAAAGUACUGGCACCAUUUCUCUGUUUACAUUAGAAGUUUAAGCAACUCUUUAUGCUUGAUUUACUAUCCGACUACAAAGACAAAGUAAUAUCGACAACCAGUAUAUCCAAUUAUUCGACAACACUGCACUUCGAGCCUUGCAAGUUUUACAGUAUUAGCGUCUUGAAUUGGGCUGGUUGGUACACACUGAUUUUCAACGAAGAAACAGCGCUAG
Rhipicephalus sanguineus (brown dog tick) is the source of this 3123-nucleotide messenger RNA. Its product is annotated as sedoheptulokinase. Gene Ontology annotation, cellular component: cytosol. Gene Ontology annotation, molecular function: sedoheptulokinase activity. The transcript is spliced from 4 exons. Bases 188 to 1675 code for a protein of 495 amino acids. Gene Ontology annotation, biological process: carbohydrate metabolic process. The record is from RefSeq and is a predicted model, not a curated record. Lineage: Eukaryota; Metazoa; Arthropoda; Arachnida; Ixodida; Ixodidae.